UAGUGAGUGGUGUGCCUGUAUAUAUGUGUGUGUAAGAGAGACAUUGACUUAAAAAUGGAAAACAAGUGUUUUGGUAUUUCUGUCUACAUUUCAGUCUGAUAUCAACAGACAGGGAGUGUGUGUCUACGUGCAUUCUGUCUGUGUGCACAAGUGUGCGUGUGUGUGUUGUUUUUCUUAGACAAAAUGGAAGCAAAGCGUCUCUAUCACACGACAGCACUUCCCACGGGUAGAUUGCAUACGGCCACACUCAACUGAAGGAGAGCAUCGUUGGUAUUGUUGCAUCGCUGGUCUCCUCCUUCCUUCCUCCUCCUUUCCCCUCCCUUCACUCAUCCAUCCAUCCGUCUACCCCGUCUCCUCUCCAAACACGCACACCGACUUGCACAUCGCCUCCUCCGGCACAAUGACCAACGAUUCCCCGGAGGAGGAGACCCGAGCUCCGCGCGGCGGCGGAGGUGGUGGUGGUGGUGGUGGAAAAGGAAUCACACGAAGGAACCGAGCGGACGACAAUGUCACCAUCCUGACUUCCUCCAUGGAUUUACACAGAGCCGGCCGGAGCCGAGCCAGCAGCAGCAACGAUGCCGCCCCGAGCAUCACAUCCUCGGUGGAUCUGAGCACCUCCUCCCUGGAGCUGAGCAUCCAGACGCGGAUCUUUAAGAUAAUCGUCAUCGGUGACUCCAACGUGGGGAAGACCUGCCUCACCUUCCGCUUCACCGGAGGAAGCUUCCCGGACAAGACCGAGGCCACCAUCGGCGUGGAUUUCAGGGAGAAGGCGGUGGUGAUCGAAGGGGAGACUAUCAAGGUACAGGUAUGGGACACAGCAGGCCAGGAGCGCUUUCGUAAAUCAAUGGUGGAACACUACUACCGCAAUGUCCACGCAGUGGUCUUUGUGUACGACGUCACCAAGAUGACUUCCUUCCGCAACCUACAGACAUGGAUAGAGGAGUGUAAUGGCCAUCGGGUCUCAGCAUCCGUACCUCGAGUCCUGGUGGGAAACAAGUGUGACCUUGUGGACCAAAUACAGGUGCCCUCCAACACGGCGUUGAAGUUCGCCGACUCACACAACUUGCUGCUGUUUGAGACGUCGGCCAAGGACCCGAGGGAGAGUCAGAAUGUCGACUCCAUCUUCAUGUCGCUGGCCUGCCGCCUGAAAGCCCAGAAGUCCCUGCUCUACAGAGACGUGGAGAGAGAGGAUGGGAGGGUCCGACUCACACAAGAGACUGAAACAAAGAGUAAUUGUCCUUGUUGAGGAAAAGGAGGAGUGGGAGGCAUAAUGAAGGGGGAAGAGAGAAGAGUAACUGUACAUGUCAAGCAAGAGGAGGAGAGGGAUGAUGUGAGAGUGAGGCUAAAACAAGAGUCUUUGAAAUUAAGUGCAACUUUUCUGGUUUAGGAGGAGGAAUGGGGGGUUAAGGCUGACACUAAGAGCAAUGUGUUUCAAGGAAGAGGAGGAAAGGGUGGAAGUGGCAACGCUCGUGCAGCCUGAGGAUGAGGAUAGAGAGGAGAGAGGAAAGAGGACAAAGGGAUUCAUUAACAAUUCAGAAGUGAGACGAUGUUGCCUUUUAGACUACAGCAUAGUGUAGACAUUCUUCCAUAUAUUCAAACAUAGACAGAAACUGAGUAAAUGUACUUUCAGCGUGCCGGGUGCACAGGCAAACACCACACAGGGGAUGCGUCAUUUGGGGAUCUACAACAAACAGUCUUGAUGCAAGGCUGUUGUUUCCUAAACCAGCCUGGGUUUGGUGUUUGCAACCGCCAUUACUAACAACAACAAUCUGAAGCAACAUAUUAAAACACAGUCUUAUUUUUGCUGCCUUAUCCUUAUUGGCUUUAAUUUGCAUGCUAGCUGAAAACAGAAUUUCCGAGCUGUUUUUACUGCCUUAAAAACUGCCCCUGUCUCAGUCAGGCAAAAGUAGCAAAGAGGUUCAAAGUAUUUUAACCAGUCAAGAUGAGUUUGGUCUAUACAACCAACCAAACACUCUGACAGCCUCUUCUGUGGAAAUAUCAACAAGUUCAGAGGAUGAAUGAGACUCUUUUUUCGUCUCUGAAUUUUAACGUGUCUAUCUGGGUCAAUCCUUCACAAGCAGGACAGUUGACAUAAAAUCACUGUGAGAUCACAAAUACAAAAGAUGGGAAAGAACUUCUUGGACAAACUUAAUGUGGAAAAAAUAUGGGGCAAAAAAGUUAAGGAUGAGCUCAAACGACCGAUGCAGGAAGACCUUGACAACAAGGUUUCCAGAGCACCUCGAGGUUGUCAGGCAGCAUGUCACGUAUUGAUUCAGAGGUUGUUAGAUCAUUUUACCCUUACUGACAAUGAAGGGCUGUCAAGGGGAGGCUCCUUUUUCUCAUCUAAUCCUGAUGUAAACAUAUCCCCUCUAUGAUUACCCUCUGGCACAGUGGCUUAUCCAGAUUUCCUUUUGCGUGCAAAUGUAAGACCAUCCAGUCUUUGCCGUACUUCAAGAUAGCCAGUCAGCAAUUCCGUAUUCUGUAAUGAACAUUUGUCAAAGUAAAGGCCUUCUGUCAGUCUUAGAUUAUAUGCUCUCCACAUCAAUAUCACUGCCUUCAGUCAGGAUAGGGAACAUGAUAGAAAACUGUGACCCAUGUAUACAGAAUGGAUAUAUUUAUACUACUACACAUCCUGAGCCUGGGUGUACAUUAUGAGGGGACCUUUAAGCCCAGUGUCUGUAUAAGGGAAUGAGUCCCGGAGUUUCCGAGCCAUGGAUGAUACAGGCCGCAUGAAAAACUGUAGGAAGCCAUAUUUAUUAUUUACUGUGCACACAGACGCAGUGUGCUACUAUGAAGCAUCUGUAAUAAGGCAUCAAUCCACACGCCUGACUGUGAUGCUGUCACUUUGAUAUCUUACCCUAUUUUAACACGGUUGCCUAAUUUUGAAAUCCUAGACAUAUUUGGAUGCCAUAUGUAAACAAUUUAGAUUUCAGUCCCUACAAGCUGCCAGUCUGAUGACCUAAUUAAUACAUCCGACUGAGCGAUGUAAACACUGUGCACAUCCAAGUAAAAUCCAUCCAGGUAUUGUCUGAGCUGUAUCAGGAUUUCUUUUGUCUGCAUUAUUAUAUUACAUUGGAAGAUAGACAGAAAAGGGGACAACAUGUAACAAAGGGCCACACUUCGGAUUCAAACCUGGGCCGCUGCUAUGGAGUUCAGUACAUGGUGCUUAUCUAGUGUAUCUACUGUGGCUCCACAGCUCCAACAGGUUUCGUUGAUUUUUAAUUCAGAAACUCUUCAGUUUCAAACAUGUUUGUAUCAGAAGCAGCAGGAUCAAGCAGCCGUUACAGCUGAAUACAUUGACAUUACUGUAAAAAUACCAGAAAAGCUCUAUUCAUUAUCAUCAAGCACCCACAUGUGUGACAUGCAACCUAGAGCCAUAGGUUCAACAAAAGCUGGGCAAAAGAACACACAAACAACUAAACUGCGUUCUCAGAGAAACUUAUCUUUUCACGAAUCACUCACAGUUUCAAACACAUGGUUAACGAUGUAAAUUAAAAGAAAACAAAACUGCUUGGUUAGGUUUAGUUAAACAUCAUGGUUUGACUUACAAUAAGUAUGUUUAUUAGGUAACUUAAGUUCCCGUGUGGACUUACACAGAGUUUAAUGUAUUUAUAAUACAUCAAAAACAGUCAUAAUCCGGGAGAAAAUACGAUUCCUUCUAAUCGUAAUUGACAAUGCAGUUUCUUUGUAUGGGAAGUUCAUUUCUGGGCGACCAGGCAGUCACAGCACAGGGUACACCCUACAACUGUUCAUCUGUUCACAAAUAUCUGGGGCUCUGUUUACCUUUAGUUAGCAUAGCCUAGGUCAUUUAGUCGCUGUAAUACAUUUGAAACCACUGUACUAGCCUAAUAAGAAGAAAAACGUGUUGUGGAAAAAAAAAAGAAUGUGCCUGCAUUUCCUUCAUAAACUUACCAGAUCUGAAUAAAAUAACAUUUGGUUUCAAAUGAAUGAAAAAGAAUAAGGAAGGUAUAAUUAAGUUAGCUUCGCUAAUAGUAUUUUCUUAAUUUUCUUUCUCACACAUUUGAAAUCAUGACCAGUUUGUAUUUUACCCAGAUCUAAAAGUUAAGAAUACAAAUGUACAGUAUGUUUGCUUGCCUUCCCUUUUCCCUGUAAAUAUGUUGAAUUUGUUAUAUUUUGCUGCCCGUUUUUUUUGCAGUUGAUCUGUGUAUUUUUUUUAAACCCAUGUUUGCUCUUAAAGGGAUGCCUUGACAUUUUGAAAUCUGCAAAAAGUCACAAUGUUAAAAAAAUAAAAUAAAAGGUUUUUGUAUGUGGCAUUAAUAAAUAUCAGUAUGGGGAAUGGGUCCUUGUGAGGUCAGGACACAAUGUGUGAUUAGUUGCUCAGGGUCCUAGAGAUGAAAUGAUUAGUCAAUCGACAGAAAAUGUAUCUAUGGCCAUUUUGAUAAUCGAUUUUGUGUUUAAGUGAUUUUUCAUGCAAAAAUGGCAAAUCUUUCUCCGGUUUCAGCUUCUCAAAUGUUAAUAUUUUCUUGUUUUCGUUGUCUUAUAUGACAGAAUAUCUUCUGGUUUUAAACUGUUGGUGGUCUGAAUGAGUCAUCCUGGCCUUGCAAAGAUUUGAUUGGCAUUUUUCACAUUUUAAACACCAAACGUUUUAUUGACUAAUUGAGAAAGUAAUUGGCAGAAUAAUCAAUAAUGAAAAUAAUUGCAGUCGUACAGGGUACAACACAUCAGCAGGGUUUCCCUCACUCAUGGGACAUUGGCAUUAUCUUCAGCUAUUUUCAGAAUUAAAUUAAACUGUCAGCCUGCAGCUGUCCUGUCAUUGAUCAAGAUAGUUUCAACAUGUUAACCCCCCAAUUAAAAUUAUAAUAAUGUAAUAUUUGCCAAUCUAAGUGGAGACAUUCCCUUUCCCCUUCACAGGAGGAGCUCUAUGGUGUCACACGAAGCUCAACAGUGCAAACACAAAGAAAAAAAACAGCAAAAUACAUUUUCAUUUGAUAAAUAAUUGUAUGAACGUGAUGCUGAAAUGUUUAUCAUGAAACCCAACACAAUAUGGGAAUACUGUAUAUAAUCAGCGUUGCCAGAUGUACAAUAAAUAUCGCAUUUGUCCGAUAAUUAUGCCCUCUGUACGAUGUACAACCAAUAAUGCCAAAAAGUGCCAUUUGAUGACGCCUCCAGUUAGUUGGAGGGUUUUAACGUGCACUGUCUCAUUUUAAUUCAUUUCCGGUGUUUACCCAUCACUUCUCACAUGACAUGUUUUCAACCAAUCAUGUUUGGUGUAGGCUAUGAUGGUGUCCAACGUAACUCGCAAGCACGGCUGUGGUUCUACAUCCCCCGCCGCUCUAUGCUCAUUUUCAGAGAGUUUGCACACGAGAUAGCUUUCCUUCAUUUUUGAAUAGUAGGCUAUUACAAAAAGUGUCAGACUGAUGGACUUAUGGACACAUACCCUCUUCCACGCAUCAUAGCUACGUCAGCGUGCUUAAACUUUUUUUAUUGAAAUGUUUGUUGAUUUGUAGGGGGGUCGAAAAAUUGUAUAAAUACGUGUUUUGUAAAAUUACACAUUUACACCUAUUUGUUCUCUUGGUUAUGAUUUGCGUAUGAUAAUUCCCUCAAGAUAUUUCCCAUCUGCUGCCCAUAGACCUGUAGCAACCUGUGUAUUUGACGCAGGUCCAAACUUGAUUGGUUAACUUUUUUAAAUGUUAUUACCAUUUUUGUGGCUAACAAUUUAUAUAACAUGUUGUUAAUAUGGAUGAAUUUAUGUGUAUGCUACAUUGAGCUUGGUGUGACACUAUAGAAGUUGGAGAUCAGUCAGCUGUAGAACAGCAGCACUUUGCUCUUCAACUCUUCAUCAGAGUUACAACAGAGAUUUGCACCCUCAUCCUUAUAGUGCAGUACAUACUACCUAGUCGAUACUCCAAAAUCUUUAAGAUUGAAAGUUAAAAUAUUAAGUUACUCCUUUAACAAAAGCCUUAAGAAUGGUGUGACUUGAUUUCAUAAUGUUAUAAUUGUUAAAUUUGAGAUGACAAUGUUUUUUUUGGCUGUGAGUUUGUUAUUGUUUUCGAUUGUAUCAGAUGUGUCUUCUACUUUGUGUUUCAUAUGUAACAUUGUCGUUGUUACAAUCUCACAAAGGGACUUCUGAUAAAACUGCUGAAGAAGCUCCA
Molecule: messenger RNA, 6113 nt
Organism: Cottoperca gobio
Lineage: Eukaryota; Metazoa; Chordata; Actinopteri; Perciformes; Bovichtidae
Gene: rab33a
Product: RAB33A, member RAS oncogene family
Exons: 5
Coding region: 401-1246 (281 amino acids)
Biological process (GO): Rab protein signal transduction
Molecular function (GO): GTPase activity; GTP binding
Source: RefSeq, a predicted model, not a curated record